Rotaria sordida is the source of this 1278-nucleotide messenger RNA. Lineage: Eukaryota; Metazoa; Rotifera; Eurotatoria; Philodinida; Philodinidae. The record is from the annotation of a GenBank genome assembly.
AUGCGUUGUAUUGAUAGUCUUCUAUAUCAAAUAUUUCUUUUUGUAACUUUACUGUAUAUCAUUAAUACAGUUGAUUCAAAAACUAUUGAAAAUGAUCUUUCAAAAUCAAUUUUUGAUUUUACACUUGGAUUUACUCGUCAUCAUUCAUCAUCGAAUAUUGUUGGUCGUCGUAAUUUAGUUUGGUCACCAUUAAGUCUUUAUCAAGCAAUGUUAAUGGUUGGUGAAGGUGCUAAUGGUAAUACAUUUAAAGAAUUUGAACAUAUAACACAUUUAAAAACUAAACAAGCUUAUCGUGAAUGGUCAACAAGUUUUUUAAAUGAUGUAAAAAAAAAUUUACAAGAUAAUCGUCAAUUAAAUAUAUCAUUAAAUAUUGCUAAUCGUUUAUAUGUUGAUGAUGAAUUUGAUUUAGAUAAUGAAUUUAAUAAAAUUUUAGAAAAAUAUUAUCAUAGUCAAUUAGAAUUAAUUGAUUUUAGUCAAAAAGAAAAAUGUGUUGGUCAUAUUAAUAAAUGGAUAUCAAAUCAAACAAAUAAUAUAAUAAAAAAUAUUUUAAAAACUAAUGAUAUUCAUCCAUUAACACGUAUUAUGCUUAUUAAUGCAUUAUAUUUUAAAGCACCAUGGUUUAAAACAUUUGAUAGUGAAUUAACAACAAAAGAAAAUUUUACAUUAAGUACAGGUAAAUUAAUUCAAUUACAAACAAUGCAUUUAACAUCACAUUUUUCAUAUUAUUAUGAUAAAAAACAUAAAUCACAAUGGAUUAAUUUACCGUAUAAAGGAAAUAAUCGUUAUGUAUUAACACUUGUUUUACCUGAUAAUGAUAUUGAAUUACGUGUAUUAGAAAAACUUUUACGUAAUUCAAAAAUUUUAUUAAAUAUUUUUUCAUUACUUGAUAAUCGUACACGUUCAUUAACACGUAUAAAAUUAUCAUUACCAAAAUUUCGUAUUGAAUCAACAUUAGAUUUUGUUCAAUAUUUUAAACAAUAUUAUAAUGUUAAAUUACCUUUUGAUGGUGAUAAAGCUGAUUUUAGUUUAAUGAGUUCAACACGUGAACGUGAUUUAUUUAUAUCAAAAAUUCUACAUAAAUCUGUUAUUGAUGUUGAUGAAAGUGGUACAGAAGCAGCUGCUGUUACUAUUAUACAAAUGUUAUCUCGUUCAGGAAUGUUUUUACAUGAAGAUCCAAUAGAAUUAACAUUUUCACGACCUUUUCUAUUUUAUUUACGCGAUAUUAAUAUCAAAGUGCCUUUAUUUGUAGGUAGAUUCACUGGACUGCCUAUGUCAUGA